AUGAAAAUUACAAUAAGAGCAAUAAAGGAGAGGAUUAUGAUCAAAAAAAUCAAAAACAUGUAUUAUUUUGAAUUGAUUUUUUAAAUAGCAGGCAUCUUGAGUAGGAUAUAAUCUAAUAUGUUAAUAUAAUAAUUAAUUUAAAAUGA
Paramecium sonneborni is the source of this 146-nucleotide messenger RNA. The record is from the annotation of a GenBank genome assembly. NCBI's taxonomy places the organism in Eukaryota, Ciliophora, Oligohymenophorea, Peniculida, Parameciidae.